AUGGCUGGCUUGGAAUCGGACCGCGAGAUUCUUGCUGCUUUGACAGAGGUCGAACAUCAUGAAAAAUUUGCUUACGACUUUACUUUAAAAGAGAAGGGUACGGUAUUAGGCGAAGAUGCCGAGGUCGAUCCUAUCCACGAGGGACUGGAGUUUCCAACCGAGGAAGAGCUCUUCGCUCUUCGCAGAGUGUCAGACGCCAUACCGUGGACUGCUUACAUGAUCGCCGUCGUAGAACUGGCUGAACGAUUUUCUGUGAAUUUCAUUCAACAACCACUUCCACCCAAUUCAACCACCGGGGCAGGUGGUUUGAAUGGUCAGUCUGGUGCCCUUGGGAGAGGUCAACAAAUGUCCACGGGUCUCACGACCUUUUAUCAGUUCUGGUCGUACGGAACGCCUAUAGCAGGUGCCUACAUCGCAGACACCUAUUGGGGUCGUUACAAGACCGUUUGCGUGUGCGUCGCAAUCGCCAUGCUCGGUCAUGUUAUCAUGAUUAUCUCGGCCAUACCUGGUAUCAUCGGAAGCGAUGCCUCUGUCGGACUCUUUACUCUUUCUUUGAUAGUCACUGGCAUUGGUGCGGGCGGGUUCAAGUCCAAUAUCUCCCCUCUAGUGGCAGAACAAUAUCGCCGAACAAAGAUGUUUAUCUCGGUAACAAAGAAAGGGGAACGGGUUAUCGUGGACCCCAGCUUGACAACGUCUAGAAUUUACAUGUACUUUUAUCUCUUCAUUAACAUCGGCGCGCUCAUCGGUCAGAUAAGUAUGGUAUACGCGGAAAAGUUCGUCGGGUACUGGCUAGCCUAUACACUUCCGACCGCUGUUUUCCUUCUCUCCCCUUUGGUUUUGUGGUAUGGACACGGCAAGUAUAGCACUUCACAACCAACGGGUUCAGUGCUCGCCACUGCAGUCCGUGUCUGGCGAUAUGCUAUGCGCGGACGAUGGAGCUGGAACCCUAUCAAGACCGUUCGCAACCUCACCGCCGAUGACUUCUGGGAGAGUGCCAAGCCAAGCAAGGUCAUCGGUGAGAAACCGGCAUGGAUGAGGUUUGAUGAUAACUGGGUGGAAGAAGUUCGUCGCGGGUUUAAAGCUUGCUCCGUGUUCCUUGUGGCUCCCGAUUUAUUCACGCACGGUCUACCUAACGACAUUCUUUCUAACCUGGAUCCUUUGGCUCUCAUCAUCUUUAUCCCGCUCUGCGACUUGGUCUUCUACCCUGCUCUCGUCCGAUGGAGGAUCAACUUCAAGCCCUUGCAAAAGAUCGCUUUUGGGUUCUAUACUGGUGCUACCGCCAUGGUAUGGGCGGCUGUCGUCCAGUACUGCAUUUACAAGACAAAUCCAUGCGGAUAUUAUGCCGGUACAUGUGUCGACAGCAACGGGAACCCAUUGGUAUCCCCUUUGAACGUGUGGAUUCAGAGCGGAUCGUAUAUCUUGGUUGCGAUUAGCGAGAUCCUUGCUUCGAUCACGGGUCUGGAGUAUGCGUUUACUAAGGCGCCGAGGAACAUGCGGUCGCUCGUCAUGUCCAUGCUCCUCUUUACGAAUGCUGUAGCAUCUGCCAUCGGCGAAGCCUUCGUUUCCCUCUCGACUGACCCGUUGCUCGUCUGGAACUACGGUUCCGUCGCUGUCAUAUGUGGCACAUCUGGCAUCAUGUUCUGGAUGCUCGUGAGGAAGUUGAAUUCCGAAGAAGACAGAUUGAACAAUAUGGCUGAAGGACGGUUUGACUGA
Messenger RNA from Pisolithus orientalis, 1713 nucleotides. Its product is annotated as POT family-domain-containing protein. Gene Ontology annotation, biological process: transmembrane transport; oligopeptide transport. Gene Ontology annotation, cellular component: membrane. Gene Ontology annotation, molecular function: dipeptide transmembrane transporter activity. The coding region runs from base 1 to 1713 and encodes 570 amino acids. The record is from RefSeq and is a predicted model, not a curated record. Lineage: Eukaryota; Fungi; Basidiomycota; Agaricomycetes; Boletales; Pisolithaceae. The transcript is spliced from 11 exons.